AUGGUUUGUCUAGCUUCCGUUUAUGGAAAAUGGAUGGUGAUGGAAGACAAGUCAUGGCAUUUUGAGAUGGACAAAGGAAAAGGAGGGAGAAUGUUCUACUUACGGGAUGGUUGUACACAUAAGGAGCCUCUUAGAAUGGAACAAGCUGACUAUAUGUUGGAUAUGGAAGCAGACAUGGUGGAAUUAUCUUAUCAAUGUGAUGCUCCAUCAAAUACCCUCAGACUUUCCUCAUAUGUACAUCACCAACGGCUUCUGAUACUUUAUGAAACGGUUGGAAAUCGCCCCGUAAUUGCUGGAGGAGAGAGCUGGCGGGAGGGAGGGUCGUGGGAGUCAAGAGGAGAAGUCUUCUUGAGCAGAUCUGAAGGGGAAAAAGCCAACUGCGGCGGUUCUAGAUCUGGAUCUGGAGGACACAGAUGA
Microthlaspi erraticum is the source of this 417-nucleotide messenger RNA. Lineage: Eukaryota; Viridiplantae; Streptophyta; Magnoliopsida; Brassicales; Brassicaceae. The record is from the annotation of a GenBank genome assembly.